GAGGGAAAAGAGCAACACCAGCCCAGUGAACCAAGUCAGACAAUGAGAAAAUUUAACCCUUAUUUAGUCGACAUUUAAAAGAUCAUAUGGACCAAGCUGCUUCCAAGUGCCGCUUCCGUUCCACCUGUGUUAAGCUUUAUCUGUGCUCAAACCCUGCAGACAGCGUGGUGGAGCGCAGAGCUCUGAGGGAGCUUGUGUUCCCCAAACUACGAGAGCAUUGCAGGCACAACCUGGGAGUGGACUUCAGGGUGAUCGACCCACAUGAGUCCAUUCAUCGCAGCCACUGGCCAUGUGAAAAGACCAGAAAAGAGCUGAUAGAAGAAUGCAGAGAAAGCUCUGCUGGACCCUUUUUACUGGCUUUGAUUGGACAUGAGUAUGGCAAGGCCAGUCUUCCUGCCCAGGUGGAGGUGCCACAUUUUCACCUGCUGCUGCAACAGAUCCAACAAAUGGGCCUCAGCACCAGGGAGCUGGAGAGAGUCUACUCCAGAGACGAGAACACCGUUCCACCGACCUUCUGUUUGAGACGCCCGUGCGUUCCUCAGGAGGAGACUCACAUGGAGGAUUUGGUGAACGUGUUUGCAACUGCUGUGAGUCUGUGUGUGCGCAAGAAGCUUCUGACUGAAGGUGAAGGCCUUGCUUUUAGCAGAUCAGUCCUUGAUAGCGAUCUACGCUUUGCCCUGGACAACCGUCCUCGUGAUGAUGUCAUCAGACGCUGCCUUGUUUACGUUCACAAGAUCCCCAAUUUAAAGGUGGAACAAGAAGCUCGCGGGAUGGACUGCUUUGAGUUAAACGCACAUUCAAAGGAAGAGGACACUUUUCUUUACUUCAAUCGAGUAAAAGCAUCACCCAACUCAAAGAAUUUACUCUCAGAUCUGAUUGAGAACUUCUUGAGAAGCCUCAUCGACACAUACCAGCUUGAGGCUUACAUCACUACCACAGAGUGUGACCGUCGCCGUGGUUACACCACAGCUAAGAGGCGGGCGUAUGCAGAGUUACUCUGCUGUCAGGUGUAUUCCGACCUGGUGAGGUUGACUGACAGCAUUGCGGAGUCUGGAGGAUUUGGAAGCUGUGAGCUCAGCGAUGCAUUGGCAUGGGAGCAAGUGGAACAGGAGGAACUGUGUGGCAUCCUAUCGAGGUUUUACGUCAUCACGAGGCCGGAGAUGGAAGAGGUCAGAGCCUAUGUUCAGCAAAGUGAUCACCAACGUCCGCUUGUGCUGACAGGAGGUCCUUGUGCUGGGAAGACUGUCCUGCUGGCUCACUGUGCUCACCAGAUGAAAAUCUGGCUGCAUGACACCAAUCCUGCUGUGGUCACCUAUUUUACCAACUCGCCACACUUGGCUUCCCCCGAGCGCUUGCUGUCCAGCUUGUGUUAUCAAAUCUUCAAGAGUUAUGGCUACUUUUCGUCUUUCCAGGACAGCUGCUUCAACCUCAGUUAUGGCGAUUACCAAGGCGUCACCGAGCCUCGAGACAAUCGAUCUGACGUCACUCACCUUAAUCUGAGUGCUGCGUUUAGGGCCAUCAAAAAACCUGACAUCAAUCUUUCUGAAGCAUCAGAAUGUUUCUGUUCCCUUCUCUCCUUGCUUCCAUCUUAUAAAAAGCCUUUAGUCCUGAUCUUGGAUGGGGUCCACCAACAGGGGCAUAACUUUGCUCAGCAAAUCAUCAAAAGCCUGCCCUCACCUCUUCCUCCCGGAGUCAAAAUCAUCCUGGGCGUCUCCACUAACCAAACUCGACUGAUGCGGGUCAUCGAAAGACAUUACCCAGAGUGCAGUGCACCUACCUUUGCUUCAGACAGGUGUAAAAAAAAGGCAGGGUAUAUACAUGUUCUGUUGAGUGGUGUGGAGAGGAAGCAAUGUCUGAAGGUUCUGAUAUCACUUCUAAGCAACUCUGGGAGGAAAGUGACUUCUGGACAACUUGCACUGGUGAACCAGGCACUGACUUCAUGUUGUCUCGCCCUCUACGUCCGCCUACUACAUGCUCAUGCAUCACUUUGGUCUUCAGAUUCAGAAGUGUCAGAGUCGCAUCUUCCUGGCAGCGUCCAUUCAUCUAUUGCUGUCUUGCUGGAUCACUUGGAGAAUAAAUAUUCUUCCUCGAUGGUGGCUCGUGCCGUCUCUUACAUCACUCUCUCUCGAGUAGGACUCAGAGAGGCAGAACUUGUAGAUCUUUUGUCCAAAGCUGAUCCCGAUCAGAUCUCACAAGUAAAUGUGGAGAGACUGCUCCUUGACCUGAAUGGCUUUCUCAUCAGGAGGACGGUAAUAGGUUGUCAAGUUUUGUUCUGGGUGAGCAGACAUUUUGGACUUGUCAUGGAGAGAACCUAUUUCCACACAUGUGAAGCCAGGAGAGAAAUUCAUUCGGAGAUGGCCGAUUAUUUCAUGAACAGAUGGAAUGCAUGUUUUGAAAAGCCGAGCCUAAAUGAAGGCGGUGCGCAAACGAGGGAACCCGUCGAAAAGCAGCCGUCACUCAGAAACGCCGUUAAUGGGAGAGAAGCUGUGGAAUUGAUGCAUCACUUACAAGAAAGCAACAGUUUGGAGUUAAGAUGGAAGGUGUUGAUGUCAUGGAGGUUCCAUCAUGUUUUGGUGAAGGCCGGCCUCCUGACAGAUCUCGUGGACAUGUUGAGGCAGGAAGAGGGGUCUUGGGGCAAUCUAAGGGAGCGUACACUCCUGGCGAGCAUAUUGGCGUCUUCAUCCUGUUUGUUGCAAAUCUCCCCAUUGGAGCUUCCCACAUUGAUGGAGGUCAGCCUCCUCCCAUAUAUGGAGAUCUUUCCUGCUCUCAAAACUUAUGUUGGGGAGAUCAGAAGGGAGAUGAGUACAAGAGGCUGCCGAUUGACAGUUACGCUUUCUCCUUCUCCUGAUACUGUCGCCUCGCUUCGGCAUCUAAACUGCAACUGUGGAUCAAAACGGCUUGCUGUUACCGCUGCCGGGACACAGUGUGGGACGAUCGCAGAGGUCAUGUGCGAUGGCUCGGCGUGGAUAUGGAACGGCUCGAGCUUUAGUAUGGUGCGAUUAUCACUGAGCUCUGAGGAGGCGGAGCUUAAGUUUGCAGGCGUGAAAAGCAGCCAGCGAUUCAUGUUGUUUUCCACCCUGUGCAACAAAUUGUUUUUGUGGGAUGGUGGUGCUCCAGAUAUCCUUAUGGAGGUCAAAGCUUCACACACUCUGAACAUGUUAGAGGGCUUUGUGACAUUUGGAGGACAGCUAUGCGCGUGGUGGAAGAAGGCCACCCUUGUGGGACUGUUUGAUGCCUCCGACACAACUGUCAAAGAGUUUUGUUGUCCGAGCUGCGUGACCUGUGUGGUUUUCUCCUCCGAUGGCGCUCACGUAAUUUGCGGUCAAGAGGAAGGAACCGUGUCAAUAUUUGAUGUAGCCAACCACAGCCUCCUUAGCUCCUGUUCAGACUCAAACCACCGAGCAAUUGUGUCGAUAAUCCUCUGUGAGGACAAACUGGAAAUGGCUUGUGUUGAAAAGUCAGGAGAUGUGAAAUUAUGGAAUGUUUCCUCCAAAACGCAAACGCCAAGAUUGCUUAAAGAAGUUUCUAAUGGGAGUGACUUCAACAACGUGCUCAGUAUUGAUUACUCUGAUGAAUUUGACAGUUUAUUGAUUUGUCAUUGCAACCAGGUCACUGUGUGGGAUACGUGUGACUGGGACAAGUGUGACCAUUUCUUGGCUCCACGGGGUCAAACUUUUAUUCAGGCGAUAUUCUCCCAGGAUGGACACCAUCUCCUGGCAUUACUGGAGGCCUGUCCUCGGGUUUUGGUGUGGAGGCUUUGCACAGGACGGUGUGUUCUCUCCUUAGAGACCAACACACAGCCUCAUACACUCCUCAAAACCACCUCGGGUAUUGUUUGCGUCACUGACAAUGGCUGCCUUCUUGUGUGGGAUUCUGAAAUGGUUCAGGCUGCCAGUGAAGCUUCAAAAAUGGAAUGUGGGGUCAAAGACGUGGUGGUGGAGCAAACUGGAAGAUGGUUCUACACUGCAGAUGGGACAGAUACGGUGUGGAGUUGGAGCCUCGAGACAGGGCUUCCGCAUGCUAACUUCCUGCAUGGUAACCCUGUGAAAAUAAUUCGUCUUAGUCAGGAUAGCAUGACCCUUGUGACACUUUCAGGUGAAGAUAUUUACAUUUGGCAUACAGAAACGGGGAAGAAUAUCUUACGUAUAGGUGGGAGCAACGCUACGGAUGUUCUUAUCACGCCUAGUUGUAAUUUUGGCGUUAGCAUUUGUGAGCAAGGACCUUCUCAGGUUUGGAAAAUGGCACAUGGGAGUGUCGUAUGUGCUAUUCACGUGUACCUUUCUAGUGCACAGGUGUCACCCGAGAGCACCUUUCUCAUUGGCCUCCAUGACGGAGACCUGCUGGCUGCCAGUUUGUGGUCGGGCACUAUCAGCAAGACCUUCCCGAGAGUCGAAAGCUCUGAAGAUGUCGUUGCUUUCGGCACGCUUUCUCAGCAUGCCGAUUUUGUGGUCGUGGUCGUCGCCUCGGGGGCCAUUUACACCUGGAAGAUGUCUGAUGAGACGGUGUGCAGGCACUUUGAGCUACCGGGGACAUUUAAGUGUCAGCCACAAAACUUUCACAUGACGUCCAACGGGAGCUUUGCAUUAUUGUCAAUCGAUAAUGAUGCUAUCACCCUCCUGGAUGUGUCUCGGGUUAGACUGUGCUCUUUGAAAGCUGAGUGUUGUGUAAUGCAAGCUUGCUUAGAUGAAAUGGGAGAUUACGUUGCUUACAUAUCACAGCGUGCAAGCCAAAGUUGCACCUGUUCCCAACACACGCAUCCCAUCCUCACCGUGGUACAACUCUCGGAUGGAGAAAAAAUAGGCAGAGUGUUUUUGUGUAAGGAUCCGUUGACACUGCUCAUGCAUGGGCAGCAGUGUGUGUUUGUGGGUUUUCGGGAUGGGUCAGUAGGUGUGUAUUCUAUUUCAGGGUCCUUGAUUAGUGAAGAGAAUGCAUGCAGAUCGAGAAACAAAAUGGGGAGUCAGUUGAAAGGCUGCUGUUCCAGUGCGGGACCACUGAUGUUUUUUUCUCUAGAAACACCCAAUAUUACAUGGCCUUAGCUGCUACA
Molecule: messenger RNA, 5044 nt
Organism: Syngnathus acus (greater pipefish)
Lineage: Eukaryota; Metazoa; Chordata; Actinopteri; Syngnathiformes; Syngnathidae
Product: NACHT and WD repeat domain-containing protein 2
Exons: 10
Coding region: 87-5036 (1649 amino acids)
Molecular function (GO): protein binding
Source: RefSeq, a predicted model, not a curated record